Messenger RNA from Coregonus sp. 'balchen', 1310 nucleotides. Lineage: Eukaryota; Metazoa; Chordata; Actinopteri; Salmoniformes; Salmonidae. The record is from the annotation of a GenBank genome assembly.
AUGGAGGGAGAGAAGCUGCGUCUGGAAGACUUUGCCCAUUACCUAGAUGUCCCUGUGUCAGACAUGCUCAGAGACCUCUUCUCUCUCUUCAACGAGGUUAGGAAACACACUGAAUAUAUCAUCAUCCCAUUAGGAGCUUUGAAGGCCUACGUUACAUGUAGGUCAACUUCUAAAAACUCAGAAAACAGAAAAAUAUGUUACCCCUAUAUUGUGUAUUUUAAAAUUGAAAUACAGAUUUAGAUAUGAGAUAUUACAUUUAGAUAUGUGCUUUGCUAGAUUAUUUCUAACCAGUGCAUUUCCACUCUCACUCUGUUUUUCUCUCUUCUUCUCCAGCAGGAAGACAACAUGAUAGACAUCAGAGAAUAUGUCAUCGCCUUAUCUGUUGUAUGCAGACCUGCUAAAACUAUGGAGACCAUGAAACUGGCCUUCAAGGUAUGUUCUGCUCCAGCUCUGGUUUCAUGCUCUGUCAGGGGGCUUUUAGAGGGCUUACAACCACUGAUAUUUCUGAUGUUCUCCAUUUGAGAAGACGUCCUAAUGACCUAUGGUGUGAGUUGUAGAGUGUGUGUAGUUAUGAAAUUAUGGUCUGAGCGCCAGCUGGCUCAACGGGUGUGAGUGAGAUAUGAAGGGGUCAGGGUCAUCGUGUCAUCUAAUGUGUGUUGGUUAUUAUUUGCAUAUAUCCCAGAUGUUUGAGGCGGAGGAGGACGGUGCGAUCACAGAGGCUGAGUUGGCCUGCAUCCUAAAGACAGCGCUAGGAGUAGCUGACCUUAACGUCUCACGUCUCUUCACUGCUAUCGACACAGAGGACACAGGGAAACUGACCUUCGGUAAGAAACAACAUGUCUUAGCUUGUACUGCCCCCUUCAGUUUAGCUGCUCUUGGAGUAUUCGUGUGGGAUGAUUUUGGAACGCAACAAAUAAUAUGUCAAAGUUACGUUGUUUCUGUAAUCUCUAGUUAUUUUUUUAUUUCAUUUGUAAAUAUUAGGAGUGUGCCUAUCUUUGUAAAUGUGUACUUGUUUCCUUGUUUUUUUUAAUGGCGUGUCACUGCAUUUAACUUGCUUGGAAUAACCUUACCGUUGUGUCUGGCACCCUCCUGUGGUUGUAACAGACAAGUUCAGGAGCUUUGCAGAGCAGCAACCAAACUUCAGUGAGGACUACCUGUCCACAGACAAUACAGGCCUGAAUGGCUGCCCUCACCAGUCCAACAUCACGCCCAACGCCAAGCCCCAGACCAAUGGGUUCUGCCCUGACUUCAGCCCGCCAGACAACCACCACAGCACAACGACGGACGGUUCAGUGAAGAAACACAACUGA